Messenger RNA from Coturnix japonica (Japanese quail), 1186 nucleotides. It is a transcript of the gene NUBP1, whose product is annotated as NUBP iron-sulfur cluster assembly factor 1, cytosolic. Gene Ontology annotation, biological process: iron-sulfur cluster assembly. NCBI's taxonomy places the organism in Eukaryota, Metazoa, Chordata, Aves, Galliformes, Phasianidae. The record is from RefSeq and is a predicted model, not a curated record. Gene Ontology annotation, molecular function: 4 iron, 4 sulfur cluster binding; ATP binding; ATP hydrolysis activity. Gene Ontology annotation, cellular component: cytosol.
AUCGCCCUGCAGCCUCCAUCCCCGCCCGGCCCUGCAGCGCCCCCCAGCGGCCAGGCGGCUCCGUGCAGCCCCGGCAGCGGAAGUGUCGUAAUGCGGCGCCAUGGCCGAAGUGGCGGCCGGGUCGCAGCCGGAGGACUGCCCGGGAACCAGCAGCGCUCAGGCGGGUCGUGCCGCCGCCUGUCAGGGAUGCCCCAACCAGAAACUGUGCGCCGCCGGCGCCGCCGCCACGGACCCGGUCGAGGCGGCGGAGCUGCGGGAGCGGCUGCGCGGCGUGAAGCACAUCGUGCUGGUGCUCUCUGGGAAGGGCGGCGUGGGGAAGAGCACGUUCAGCGCGAUGCUGGCCCAUGGGCUGGCGGCCGACGAGGCCAAACAGGUCGCUCUGCUGGACAUCGAUAUCUGUGGGCCGUCCAUCCCUAAGAUGAUGGGUCUGGAAGGAGAGCAGGUUCAUCAGAGUGGAUCAGGAUGGUCUCCAGUGUAUGUUGAGGAAAACUUAGGUGUCAUGUCAGUGGGGUUCUUGCUCAGUAGUCCUGACGAUGCCGUCAUCUGGAGAGGACCAAAGAAAAAUGGGUUGAUCAAACAAUUUCUUCGCGAUGUGGAUUGGGGUGAAGUUGACUACCUGAUUGUAGACACCCCUCCAGGAACGUCAGAUGAGCACUUGUCAAUUGUGCAGUACCUCGGUGCAUCACAUAUAGAUGGCGCUGUUAUAAUUACUACCCCUCAGGAAGUCUCACUUCAGGAUGUUCGAAAAGAAAUCAACUUCUGUCAUAAGGUGAAACUGCCCAUCAUAGGUGUCGUGGAGAACAUGAGCGGCUUUAUAUGUCCAAACUGUAAGAAAGAAUCUCAGAUCUUUCCCCCAACCACUGGAGGUGCAGAGAAGAUGUGCCAGAACUUAAAUGUUUCCCUGCUGGGCAAAGUGCCUCUAGAUCCUCAAAUAGGAAAAAGUUGUGACAAAGGCCAGUCUUUCCUGUCUGAAGUGCCUGACUCUCCAGCGACGUCAUCUUACAGGAGCAUCAUUCAAAGGAUUCAGGAGUACUGUGAUCAGCACCACUGUCAAGAAGAAAAGAUUAUCUGAAUAGAAUAGAAACAUGCUUUGUGGGUAAUUAUAGAAAAAUAACUUAUGCCUUGCCUUAAUAUAAGGAAUGUAUUCUUUUUGUACAUUGCAAAUAAAUUCUUAGUAUUAAUGUCA